Trachemys scripta elegans is the source of this 4225-nucleotide messenger RNA. RefSeq names its product secretion regulating guanine nucleotide exchange factor (gene SERGEF). The record is from RefSeq and is a predicted model, not a curated record. Bases 42 to 1229 code for a protein of 395 amino acids. The transcript has 11 exons. Lineage: Eukaryota; Metazoa; Chordata; Testudines; Emydidae.
AGGGGCUGGGCUGGGCUGCGCGAGGCCGCCGGGUUGGGGCCAUGGAGGCGGCGCGGACGCUGUUUGCUUGGGGUGCAAACAGCUAUGGGCAGCUCGGCCUUGGUCAUAAAGAGGAUGUGCUGUUGCCUCAGUCUCUGAACGAUUUUUCCUGCAAACAUCAAAACAUUAAGAGCAUUGCUGGAGGAGGAGGACACUCUGCAGUUAUUACUGGUGCAGGAGAACUCUUUGUAUGUGGCCAAAACAAAGAAGGGCAAUUGGGACUCAAUCACACUGAGGAUGUCCUGUGUUUUACUUCCUGCACUUCACUGUCUAGUGUUUGUGUGAUACAAGUGGCCUGUGGUUGGGAUUUUACAAUCAUACUUACUGGAAAUGGCCAAGUUUUAUCUUGUGGGUCUAACUCUUUUGGACAACUAGGAGUCCCUCAAACUUCAGGAGGAUGUUUGAUCCCACAAAAGAUUGAGUCCCUCACAGAGAAGGCGGUGAAUGUUGCUGCAGGACUCCGACAUGCUCUUGCUGCUACAGAAAGCGGCGUGGUGUUCCAAUGGGGAACAGGCAUGGCUUCUCGGGCAAACCGGGCAAGCCAAGGGAAAAUGAUCCCUUCCUUCUUGACAGCAAAAGAACCUUGUAAAGUAACAGGUCUGGAAGAUGUAAAGGUGAAAAAAGUCACUGCCAGUUCCUACCAUUCAGUGUCACUUACAGAUGAAGGAGAAUUGUGUGUUUGGGGUAGCAACAAACAUGGGCAGCUAGUGAGUAAAGAGACUUUUCUUGUUGAGCCCCAGAAAAUAGAUGCUCAUUAUUUCUCGGGUGAAAAGAUUGGAGCAGUCUGGAGUGGCUGGACACAUGUAGUGGCACAAACAGAAACUGGCAAGGUCUUCACGUGGGGUAGAGCAGACUAUGGGCAACUCGGAAGGAGUGCGGUGGUUCACGAUGGACAAAGACAGGAGGUGCAGAGAUCAUCUGAACAGCAUUUGGAGCAGUUGUCUAAUGUGCCAGUUUCAGUGCCUUGCCUCGCUGGAGCAUCUCAGAUUGCAUGUGGCUCAGAGCAUAAUCUGGCAAUAGUCGGUGGUCACUGUUUCUCCUGGGGAUGGAAUGAACAUGGGAUGUGUGGUGAUGGCACAGAAGCAAAUGUUUAUGCCCCGACGCCAAUCGCAGCUCUUGGUUCUGCAAAACCAUUCUUAAUUGGAUGCGGGGCAGGACACUCUAUGGUUCUUUGUCAGAUUCCAGGUUAGACCUUACACACUGGAAGCCAUAGCCAUGUGAAUUUGGACAUCUUUGCAUAGAGCUCUUCAGAAGCGUUGUGAGAGAAUUAUUUAAUACUAGCAUAACAGCCUGAUGGUACAGAAGAAAAUAAGGGUAAAAAACUCCUUUGUUCUGAACCCAGAAUUUGAAAAAAAUGAACUGAUGUGCUGAGAAAACUGUUUAAUAAAAACAACGUUUAUAAAUAUAUUACUGGAAAUUAUUUCACAGGUUCUUUUCACAGGAGAUGACAUUGUUGUCCAUGGGUAAAAUGAAUAAACGUUUUGCUUUGCUGCUAUAUAAAUGAAGCAAGAAGGAUUUUCUCCCCCAACAUUUACAGUAACAAAACACAAAGUUCUUUUGGAUGAUUUUAGCAGUUGAUAACAGAUUUGUGGCUUUUGCAGAGAAAGUGUUACUCACUGAUGUAAGGGUGAGCUUAGGUGGUGUCUGAAGAAGUAGUGUGAGUCUGUGAGCACACAUAGGGAUUGUUUGGUUGUUUUUUAAAUGGUGAUUAGCAUUUGCAGCUCCCAUUGACUUUUAUUGGAGUUGUGGGUGCCUACUACUCUGGAAAUCAAGCCAUAUUGCAUAGACACCUGAAUUUUUGAUUAUGUUAUUCAAGAAAGCCUUGGCUCCAAGUAUGAAGUAGAUCUAACUUAGAAGGCUGUUGAAGAAAGAGAGGGUGCUUUGAUCCUAAAAUUGACUACAUAUAUAUCUUUAUUACACUAUUAUAAUAGUGUGGUUAUAGUUGAAUUUCUUUCUGCAGUAGAAACCCCAGUUAUUUUGGAUUUAUAAUAGUGAUGAGCCAACCAGUUCAUAUAAAACAAGAACUAGAUGAACCUUCUUCUGAAACUCAAACCAAGCCUGCACUUUUUGAGGUGGGCAAAGUCUGGCAAUGUUCUUUCCUUUUUAAAUGUUCAAACUCCUCCAUCCUUCCUCUGGGUCAGUAAAUGUGAGUUCCAGGCUACCACCUGGGAAGCUAUACUCUCAGUAGCUUCCAUUAGGUUUUGGAAGGGAUCCUGUUUCAGGGCAAAAGCCAACCUCUACUUAAUAGGGUUAAGAAGAAACUCUCUGGGAGCAGGUUAUCCAGAUAUAAAUGCUUGCCGCAGGUUUUGCUGAAUCUUUCUUUUAAGCACUGGGUUCUGGCCACUGUCAGAGACAGGAUUCUGGACUUGAUGGUCCACUGGUCCAAUCCAGUGUGGCACUGGUAACUCCUAUGUUUCCAAUGCUCCUAAAAACAGGGAGUUCUCAAAAUUUCACAAGAGUGUUCUCAUGAGAUCUCCAGCUUAAUAUGAACACCAAAUAGAUCUUGGUUAAAUAUAGAUUAGCUGUGGUUACACUUCCCAGCCCAACAAAACCGCUGAUCCCUUGAAAGUUUAGAACUUGGCCAAAACAACUUGUUCUAGGCUAGUGCUUGGUAUGGAAAGUUUGGGCCUAGCAGUGUUUUUUGUGAGCUGAGGUGGAGGAGAGGGAAUUCCAUUUUUAAAAACCUCCAACUGUUUGUGUUGAGCAGAAUUUAAAAAGCUAAUUUAGUGAACUCUUUUGCACACAAAUACAGUGAGGAACAUUAAAUUGGAUCUUUACCACCCACAGUAGUUAAAUUUACUGUGGUAUUUUAGGUAUUUCACAUUCUAAGUAUCGGGAAUACCACUGUGUGGUAAAUAUUCAUUGUUAAUGAUGCCCACUGUUUCAUUUUUAAAAGCAAGUUUACCAGGGAAUGAGCCUGUCAAACUAAUUGCCUUAUUGAACUAGAAAAAAUAUUUUAAAUGGGUUAUUAGGAAAUUGCACAGGAAAACAUUCUAAUGAUAUCAUAUCAGUUCAGUCCAGUCAUGAAAGAGAGAAUUAGGCAAUACAUAUGGGCUGUAGGGAUGGACUGUCCUUAUAAUGAGAAACCUUUUACCCAAGUACAUACACAAAAGAAGCUCCAAAAAGAGGAUAUGUAUUUACAAAUUUGGUCACCAUGUUUAGCAUACUUUCAAGAGGCAGGCUCCCCAGCCAGCAAGCUGGAAUCUUGAGCCAAGUUCUUUGAAUAUUAACGUGAUCCUGAAUCAUGAAUUUAUGUUGUCUUAUGUUAACAUUUUAUUGUAGCUUUGCCUUAAUGAAAAGUUUCUUUAAAAAAAAUGGUAGCCAGGGCUCAGGAACUAGUUUACAGGUAUUUUUCUUUGCAUUUUCAAUGGGAAAUAAACCUGAAUGUGUGACUGAAUAAAAGUAUGAAGAUGAUAUCCAAUAGGCUAAAGCUAUUUUAAAAAGUGGAGGGACAAUAAAGUGGCCCAGUGCAGCCUAAAAGAAGGGGCAGAAAAGAUCCUUCUGUUUAUGAAAAAUUCACCAUCCAUGUACUUGGAUGUAUUUGCCCAUAAUAAGGUACCAUGUUGGAUGUAUUUACCUAUGGGAAUGUACCUUUUCAACUAUGAGCUUCUGCGCUACUUCUUACUGCCUAGACUGUUCUUCAUUGGGUCUGCUCCUUACUACUUUCCAGCCCCUUGUCUCUCCAUUAUGCACACUGGGUGAUUUAUCAUGCCUUUUUGCAGAUCCCCUCCUGAAGUUUCCAUCCAUUCCUAUCAGGUGCCACAGACCUCCCAGCUAUGUUAGUUUGCCUCAGCAAUCCCACCCUUCAGGGUAAGUUUGUAAGGGAGAGACCUUACUUGAUCUUCUAACUCAUGUAUAUCCCUUAAAACUGACUGGUCUCUAAGAAGGUCCCAUAUUGUCCACUCAUGUGGGUUAUUAUUUAUGUGUUAGCACUGUGAUUCAGUUAAGAAUUACCCAUACAAAUUCACAAAAGUACAUGUCUUGAACUGUUUAUUAAGUUACAUAGCAUUUGCUCCUUCAACCACAUCAAAUGGAAACACCUCAAAAGGAUUGAAAAAACUCCUUUUAAACAAGUCUCCUCAGAGGUUAAUUUAGACUUUAUUCUAUAAACUAGGUUUGAUGGGGGCAAGUGACAAAAGUCCAUAGAUAAAUUAAAAAACAACAACACAUGGAAACCUUGGAGAAG